Molecule: messenger RNA, 1181 nt
Organism: Cornus florida
Lineage: Eukaryota; Viridiplantae; Streptophyta; Magnoliopsida; Cornales; Cornaceae
Exons: 3
Coding region: 300-833 (177 amino acids)
Source: RefSeq, a predicted model, not a curated record
CCCAAUCGUCUUUAUCUCUAUUCUCGGUCUCAACUCUGAACUUACCCCCCUCUCUCUCUGGAACUCCCCAAUCGCCUCAAUCUCUCUCUCUGCAACUCCCCAAUUACCUCCAUCUCUAUUCUCGGUCUCAACUCUGAACUUGCGCCCCCCUCUUUCUCUACAACUCCCUAAUCGUGAUGAUACGUGCCCCUCCUCCUCAACCACCCCUCUCUCUUAGCAACUCUGCCUCCAAUCUCUCUAUCACUUUUCUCACUUUCUCUCUCUACGUACCUAUACCAUACCAGUCUUGAUUGAUCAGAAUGGUGAAGCUUGUAUUGGCCCGGGAGAGUCGGAUAUACGGACCCCAGCUGGCUCGAAACCGGUUCAAGUACAUGAACGCCGGCCUAUACUGUGGCUUCGCGGCUCAGCUCUCCAGCGAGCCGAAAUCGGGUUUGGUUCUUCUACUUAUAGGCUUAGCCUUCAUAAUCUUUGUGAACGUUCAUGAUCUCCUUGCUCAUCUCACCGGCAUCAAUUACCGGUUGCCGUUGAUGGAAUUCAACGUCCAACUCGGCCUCGUCGAGUUCGCCGUCCCCGUGGUUCAGAUUACAGCUACACUUCUCUAUUUCUUAGGGAUUCUUUUUAUUUUCAUUCAGGCAAUUGACACGAUUAUUUCUUUGUACGAGAAUAGUUUUCCUAUGAGAUUUGGGGUGAUAUUGUACUCAACAAAGUUUAUCAAGAAGAUUGAAUCGAACAGUGAAGAACUCUUAUUAGAUCCUGUGGAAAAUGACAGUGGGACAGAGGAAGAUGUGUCCAGUUUGGGUAAUUCAAAUCAAAUGGGCAAGAAGAGUUGUUAAAGUUGAAGUUGAAGCUGAAGAUGGGGUUGUGGCUGUGCUUUCAGCAUUUCCUUUGCCUUGGAUGGAUUCUUUUUAAAAAACUUGUACUACAUUUGUCAAAAAUUCUUAAUUCUUUUUUUGUCACAUUUAGUAGAUCUAGACAAUUUGGAUGGUAUUUUCAUAUUGGCAGGUUAACUUGUGGUUGUAUUAGUAGACAUUUUUUGAGUUUUGGUUGACAUUUACCAGCUUUAUCUAUUAGUAAACAAUUUCAAUGGUAUUUUUCAUAUUGGCAGCAGGUUAACUUAUGGUUGUAAUAUGUAAAAACAAUUUGGAUGGUACUUUUAUAUUGCCAACUUGUGUUAUAUUGGA